CAGAUCAUGUUCAGUACUAGUUUUCGUUGAAUUUCUUCUAUCCGUGUAUCAUACAGUGUACGAAACAGUCGGUUCACGUCUGGGAAUUCGGUAGUGAGGAGGUCAAUGUUUAAGAUACGAUUGACCAGUGGUCAGGAUAUAUUGAAUAUUUGGCGAUUUAUUGGGCGUCUUCUUCAUGGUUAUGUUUGGAGGCCUUCGUUGGCUCUCCCAAAAAAAAAUCGGCUCGAUUCAGUGAUAUUUCCCGAAGUGUGCAUUAAGGGGUCGGGAGGCAGAUGAAAAUCCUUCAGCAUCAAAUAGCUGAUUGGUGAGGCAGCACGUGACACUGAACAACCAAAAUGCAUACAUUAGAGCGUCGUAUGGCACGUGGAAGCAAGUCGAGAGGACAGACGACCUCCGACACGUUUUCUGUAGAGAAAAUGGAGAAGCUCGAGUAGACGUUCCUGCGACCCUCCAAAAGUUAAUCCGAGAAAGGGGAUCGUUAGCCACACAACGGAAAAACCGACAAAAGCAAUUAAAUCAUCGUGUGUAUCGUGAAGAAGUGCAUCGGAGCGCUGACCUCCGAGCAAUGCCCAGUAACAUCCGUCGUAUAUCCCCCAGACCGUUCAUGAACGACCAGUCCCGCUGACGUUUGCAUCAGCAGGGUCAAGAGUAAGGACAGCAAAGUACCCCCAUUGCACCCGCUUGCGCACAGUACAGCGGCUGUCAACCAGCAUCAAAACGUAAAUUUAUUGACAUCAUCGGAAUGAGAGUGGUAGCACAGCUGCAUUGAAGAAUAAACCCCGGGGCGUAAUGCUGGCAGUGAAAAAAACAAACGUUCCACCUGCAGAAGUACCAGCCGAGCCGAAGAUUAGGGCAGUAAGCACGUCACGGAGGGACGAGUUCAAGGAAAAGUACCUGAAAAGUUUGGUAAUUUGGUUUGGUUUUUAUCUCUCCGUGUACAGUGACUACGGGAGCCAAUGCCGUAAAGUCAGGGAUUCGAAUGACUCUGGCGAUACACGAAACUGGGUCGAAAGAGAGGAAUUUCCAAAUACUAAGCACCUGAUUCUGCAACUGACGAAUAUUUAUAGAUGGCCUGGGAUCUCGGGCAGUUGGUGUGGGUAUAUAUAUAUAUGUAUAUAUAUUUUUUUUUAUAUACUUAAGGGAAGCCUCAGUGGGCCUGAAGUUUCUCUGUUGUAAACAAAGAACCGGGUACUUUCGUGUCAUUCCUCUCCAAUGCAAGUGUACGUAGGGUGCUCUUGUAAGGGUACUUGACCUAUCUCCUCGCGGAUUUGCCUCUGCGAUUCCCUUCACAGAGGGAUUUUUCGCUUUACAGUGGAAAAGAUAGGGAAGAGAAUUCUGUUGCCAACGGCCCAAGAGGUCUUUAUCAAAUGAAUCGUAACGAAGGACAAUGUCGAUGACCGACGCAAAAGAAUCAAGAACCGGCUAGUGAUGGUAGCUGGUUUUGAAGCGAUCAACAGAGCUAAACGCUCGGUAGUCAAGUCGGGCGCAGGUGGAGGACCAGAUGGCAGGAGAGAGAAGGGGAGAGAGAGAACAGUAAAUGCGGGAAGAAUGGAAAAGAAGUUGCUAUGACAUUCUAAAGUGCAGUCAUACCUUAUUCUCCCGGACCUUCUCCGAGCGAAUAACAGAAUCGCUUGAUUGAUUAGCUGGGCUUUUGCAGUGCACUCACCUGGAACGCACUAUUUCAAUAAUCAAUUAGCGAGCAGGUGCUUCAUUGAUUGUUGCGGAUAAAAAAAUACCAAAAAACAUGGUUCCGGCCGGGAUCGAACUGGCGACCUUCUGCGUGUAAAGCAGACGUGAUAACCGCUACACCACGGAACCAUAUGUCUUCAUGGUCGAUAGAAAUUACUUUUGGUCGCGAUCAUGGAACACCAGGCUUUCAACCCUCCGGACCAGAUUAUGCCAUAAGGGGAUUGCAGAAGGUCUUAGCAGGGAUAGUAGGGUUGCCGACGGUUAUAAAGUGGCUUCAACCCCCAAAUUUACGGGGCAGUCCAUUCGCGAUUUGUCUAGAGCUCCAAGAAUAUUUUAAAACCGAUUUUUUCGUUUUCGGCUUUUUUUUGAGUCGACGGCCUCCUACAGCCAAAAGCCUCCCAUCCUAGUUUUCUACGUUCUACGUAUUAAUGUCUUACCAACAGACACGUCCACCGUCGUGGUUCAUGCGCCACCGCUACUACAUUGUGCGGUUGUAGCCACUCCAUUCUCCAUCGGUAUUUUAUUGGCUGUUGACUGUGAAGGUUCAAUCGCAUUGGCUUCGUCUUCAUUGUUGCUAAUUGGACGAUUAUUAAUAUUACAGCAAUAAUGAUACUGUAUGCCACACUCGCGGCUUAAUGCAUUUCUUGAAUUAUAUUUGCCUGAUCCAUGAAUCAUUGAUGAUUGAGCUGAUAGUAUUCAGGGCAUUUCUUGGACGAGUGAGAUAAGCAGAGGAAACAAUAGAUUCUGGCAAAAUCACAUGGUGCAAAACAGAUAGGAAGAGGGAAGGAAAGACUUCGAAUGAUAUGUUAUUUGUCAUUUACCCGUGAAUCCGUCUGGAGUCAAUCCAAAUAAGGAAGUUUGGACUGUUGUAAUACAAUGAAGAAAAAUACAUCAAAGCUAAUCCUCAAGUGUUUUCAUAUAGUGCUUUCGUUAAUAAUACUAGGCGCCGCAAUCUACUUGUUCGUUUUCGCAUGCCUGAAGAAAUCUCAAUUUUCCACGUAUUCGCCGUAUUUAUAUGAUUAUUCAUCGAAACCGGUGCUCUUGCUACUGGUUGGGUCGGCGUUGGCAAUUGCUGUAUCGUUUUUCGGGAUUAUUUCAGUUUGUCAAGAAUGGAUUCGAGGCACGGUUAUUUUCACACUGUUCAUUCUGUAUUUGUUGAUAUCGAUGAUUGCGCUUGUAACAACAGCAUAUUUCUUGUCCUCGUCUGUCGAUGAAAAGAUGCUCUCCAACUUGAGAAUAGACAUGGCCACCUAUGAAUCCAAUAAAAUGAUAGUCGAUAAUCUACAAGUGCAGCUAUCAUGCUGUGGUAUCAAAGAUUUUACUGAUUGGACAGAAUUUCUGGACUACAUCCCCGGUUCCUGUUGCCACUCGCCGGCCUUCUGCGAUAGUUCGGAACUAUCUAAGCUUCAUUUGGCUGGCUGUUACACAGCUCUGAAAGAUAUUGUUGAAUACUCCGUAACAAUAAUUUUUUUCGUCCUUGUAGGUCUCGCCGUAGUCGAGAUUGGCUCUAUCGUCACUUCCAUAUUUCUCGUGAUCUGUCUAAAGCGAGAAAGAAAGGGAGGAAACGGUAAUAGUGGGAGCGAUUCAGUCCAACUACCGAGAAUCCAGAAUCCUCUGGGAUACAAUACAACGCCAAGUGUUAUUGUAACGAGUCCUCAAGGAACAGCGGAUAAGCCAUUGGAGCCCAUUUACAUCAGACGCCCCAUGGAGCGGCCCAUUAUGUUGGCCUACAGGAGCCCACAUGAAAACUAUCUUCAUGGACCACCGCAAUAUCGCUUUGACAGUCGAAGAAUCAGUUUCACCAACAGUGAACGAGGGAAACGGACACCACAUGUCUACGACUCUUCAAGAUACUCGUGAUGAAGAAUCUCUUCGGCUGAUUAAAAAUAGGGCACGUGAUGAGCACCAAUCAUCCACGGUGAUGGACUAAAUGCCCUUAGAGAGGACUUCAGUACUUUCCACUAGCCAAUGUGCAUGGAAAUAAACCUUAUCCAUCUCAACCCCACCCUCCAAUCAAAGACGUAUGGUAAACGUUAAGUGCUCAACGAAAUUGCACUCGCUCAACUAGAGAUUCCACUUGCAUAUACGCAACUCAGAAUUUCGUAUCGUCCUCUGACCUUGGAAUCGACAUAAAGUAAAAGUGACGCAGUAACGCAGAAAAAUGCCUGAUUAUCCCAAGCAGUUGAAGUGAAUUUCAACAAUACAUAAUUACCUUGUUGACAUGCAAUAUUAAUUACACACGAAACAAUAUGGAGAACAAAUAGAAAACUCGACUAUGAUGAGUAUUGAAUGGGUUGUGUCACUAGUGCUCGUAAUUAACCGAAGAAAUUAUUCACUCGGCUGCAUUUUUAUGUCAUACAGGGAAGGGGGAGUUAUCUCAGAAUUAUUCAAGACUGUCAAGUGCAGAAAUAAUCAGGAUGGCUUAAUUAUAGCGCUAGUCGAGUGUAAUUAAUCAUGAACUGUCAGUAUAAAUAUGCGAGGAUCAGAGAAAACUUUAAUUGGUGACAUUGAUGCUGUGAUUCCAGAAAAUCACUUGAGAGCGAAAAUAUUAUUAUGAAAAAAUAUUUUUGUAACCAUCUAAUUGAGUCCGAUUAACUCAAGGACGUGGAAUAUAUUUAUUUUUUGAGUUCAGGACGAUAAAAAAAAUCACGAUCAAGUGAAGGAUUCUCAAGGAAAACGUAAAAUCGUAAAGUUAAUUGAGUGAAAUAAAAUUGCAAGAACCUUCUGGUUUUUUUUCCUUGAGAUUUACAAUGACCAUAAUGAUCAGGGCAGGUCACCAAUUGCGUUGAUCAAACUGUGUAAAUCAUGGUAUGAAUGAAAUGAAAUUAAAUAACAGUAAAAUAUAUAAUUUACCGUCCGGUGUCAGCAGUUGUGCGCGUGUUGGAACGUAACUGAGUGGUCUUUGCUGAAUCUAAAGAUACGGCGGCAUUGACUUUGUGGGUGUAACAUGAACAUAGGAAGAACUAUGCCUGUGUGAAUAUCUCGCCCCACCUCUUUUCCAGCUUUUUUUUUCUUUUCCCUUUCAUUGGAUGAAUCCAAGGCAUUUAAGAGUGAUUAUGAGACCUACACAUGAUGGAUGAGAAUGUGGUAGUUGAACCACAUGGGAGGUUUAGGUGGGUAGGACAAUAUGUAAUACAUAAAGGAAGCUAUCAGGUCUGCUGCUCUUUUUUUAACAUUUGCGGGUCAGGCGAUGUUCUAAUUUUGCUAAUUGGAAGCGUGGCUUGUUAUCAACGACUAAUGAAAAAUGAAAACGAAUGUUCACGUGAAAUGGCAGACGACGACUGGAGAACAAUACUGUGAGUAUAUACCACCGGUGUGUUGCAAUAUUUAAUGUUACAUCUGUUUAUCAAUUACUCGAUACAAUCUUACACCAAUUUAUUUUUUAUUAUAAAUUUAUCACACCGCAGACCUAUCGUUGAUUCAGGAAGAGAGACUGGAGUGUUAAACUUCUUCGGUACUGAGAACGAAUAGUUAGUGCAAAAAAAAAUAUUCCUCGGUUGUGCUGCACACACGUCAAACUUCAAAAAUCACUCAAACCCAAUUUUUUUCUUAUUUUGGAAACAUCACGCAAAAAGUAAUGUAUUUAUCUAUUUUUUGCGAAAGAGGAGAACCUCUUUCGGUUAACAAGUCUAUUUUGCUGUAUGUGAUAAUUUUAUAAUGAGGCCGUUGUCAAGGAUAAGAAUUGAAAUGAAGGAAUAAACUCAGGCGGUUAGAACCACCAUUAAAAAUAUUCGAAGCAGAAAUUUUGACCUACAAAUAUGUACAAUGAGAUUAGACAUCCGUGACCGGAAAGAAUUCCGUCAUUUUUAUCGCGGGCUCCACCACAACGGGGAACAUUGUUUAUUAAAAAAUAUUAUUUCCUCACCAUGUUCAGACUCUCUUUUUCGGUAAAAACAGGAAUUGAAAUAGGACUGCACCUCGUUGCGAUCUUUUAACAUUUUCUUCUCAGUUAUAUUCGCGAAAAGAAGUCUGCAUUGCGUUAUUUCUGAAAUUGUUUGUUGAUGAUAGCGAAUAUCUCGAGGUUUAACCACCAAUUUCAAUCAAUUUCGUGUUCAGACGUAACGGCAAACCCAUUCAACCGCAUUUUUUUUUACCCUACAGCACUGAUGCUAUAAAAUAAUUCUCUAAUCAAUGUGUCUACAAUUUUGCAUCUUACAGAAACAAUUAUCAGUAAUUGAUGAUUCCGGUAGUGAAUGGUAAAUGAAGAUUGAUUGGUUCCGCGGUAAAAAAUCCUCAUUCCAAAUAAAUUUAUAUAAAAAAAAAAUUCCUCAUCUAGCUGUACAUAUUCAUUCCCAAUUAGACUUGUAAAUAAUUACUGUGCAUGUACUCAUCAUAGAUUAGAGGUUCUAUUGAAAAAAUAUAUUUCGUCGAAUCUUUUGGACAUUUUGCAUUAUUAAGUGAUUGUGAGUGAAGAGCUCCAAGUGGUCAAGUACAAUUAUUAGAUUAGACAAUAAAACGUUGCAAUUACGUCGUAGGAGAGGACCUUGACUUGAUUUCCUUAUUCCUGAUAUGGAAAAAUCGCGGUAAAAAAUAUAUCAACUCUAAAAUACAUGACUCAGAAAAAAAGAUUUACCAUUCUCCACGUAAUGAAUAGUCUCCUGGUAUAAUCACACAUUUUCUGAUAUAAUAUCUAUCAAUCAAAAACUGCCAACAUUCAAGUGGGGGCACAAAUCGCGUUUCGAGUGAUGCGAAUGAACUGAAUGAUUCACGUUUGUCAUCCAGUCUAACGCAAUAAUGCACCAAUCGCCAUUUAUCUCAUUUAUUAACUGGUCUGGAUUGACACUGAAAAGAUAUCACGUACUGCCAGACCAGAUAAAUGAAAUUCUGGUUAAAUUAGUCGUAGAGACGAUGCACAAGGUCAAUAACCAUCGGCUUUCGAAGGUCAAGGUAAAGAAUAGACUGGUGACUACUCCCUAUGACCCUUCCACGAGGCGAAAAUUACUUUUUCACACUCGUUAUGAAAUUUAUUAUUUUUCCCACGAGUGGGUUUGUGUCAGUGGUAUCCAGGAAGCAUCCGUGUUGAAUGGCAUUGGUAAAUUUCACGUAAGAGUUUAAGUUGUGUAAAAUUAGAACCAAUGACCAUUCAUGGCUACAUUGACAUAAAACAAUAUCGAAGGACAGCUUCUUUUCGGUUGAUUACUAACAGUGGUCACUUUAUAAUCCCUGAGAUUGUUUUGGAUGACGUUCAAGGUAUUUAUGGAGAAUUCUGUUUGCAUAUCGAAUAAUGAAUUGGUGAAAUAUUUAAUGUGUUUUUUUGUGACAUAACGAUUAGAAAUAAAUGUUGAGUUAUCAACCGAUUGUCAGGCAGAUCAGGCAGGUGAGUAUUGAAAAAACCAAUACAUUGAAAAUAAUCAUGUUGUUGUGCCCAGGUUCAGGCUGUUGCUUCAACUUUGCGAGCUUCACUACUGUGUUUUACUGCUCCAACUUCAAAUGUCUAACUAAGCUACUUAGUGUCAACAUUCCAACAGCACACACUUUCGCAAUUUUCAGCUUCCACAUCACUGAACGACUGCUGUGUUCAUGAUAAACAACAAAUGUUAUUCAAACGGAAACUGCCCUGAGGCACUAUUUUGCUUUCACCUGCUCCACAUGCACUAUUUUAGAAGUGACCAGUCAAAAAAUCACAUCUGAGAACAAGAAAAGCCAUAAAUAUUGCACAAAUUCUAGAUCAACGCAUGUCACGAAACAAACAUUUGAAAUUCCACUGGUCGUUCAUAAGUUGUAUAGAACUUGCUGGAGUGAUUUAAAAAAAUGCAGAUCCUUUCACCGAUGGUAUCCUCAAUUGAUUAUGCUUCCAACAAUCACUCAGUCGUUACUACUUGUUGGAAAAACGACAAAUAUCAAACAAAAAAAGGAUCUUUACCUUCAACUGAACGGCCUCAUCGCAUCAUCACCAUCAAGGUUUUCUAUGUAUUCU
Molecule: messenger RNA, 7606 nt
Organism: Diachasmimorpha longicaudata
Lineage: Eukaryota; Metazoa; Arthropoda; Insecta; Hymenoptera; Braconidae
Product: CD63 antigen-like
Exons: 15
Coding region: 2566-3549 (327 amino acids)
Cellular component (GO): plasma membrane
Source: RefSeq, a predicted model, not a curated record